Carya illinoinensis is the source of this 1631-nucleotide messenger RNA. Its product is annotated as caffeic acid 3-O-methyltransferase 1-like. The transcript is spliced from 4 exons. Gene Ontology annotation, molecular function: S-adenosylmethionine-dependent methyltransferase activity; O-methyltransferase activity; protein dimerization activity. The record is from RefSeq and is a predicted model, not a curated record. Gene Ontology annotation, biological process: methylation. Lineage: Eukaryota; Viridiplantae; Streptophyta; Magnoliopsida; Fagales; Juglandaceae. Bases 118 to 1224 code for a protein of 368 amino acids.
UAGUUAACAAUUAUUUAAUGGUCUGUUUUCUGUAAACACGAUCAAGUCUGCACCUAACUAGCAUCCUCAACCUCACUCAUCAAACUGUUACACUCUUCUGUUUGAUAUCAAAACCACAUGAAUUCCAAGGAAAGUCAGAUGGGAACAUCCUCUAAUGAAGAGGAGAGUAUCUCCGAGUAUGCCAUGCAACUAACAAGCGCAUCGGUGCUGCCCGGGGUGCUGAAAGCAGCAAUAGAUCUUGGUGUGCUUGAAAUUAUUGGAAAAGCAGGUCCUGGAGCUCUUCUCUCUGCUUCCCAAAUAGCAUCCGAGCUCCCCACUCACAGUAACGCCAACCUUGUUUCGUCUAAUUUGCUUCUGGAUUGUAUGCUACGCGUUCUAGCUAGCCACUCAAUUCUUACUUGCUCUAUCACCCACCAGAACGAUGGCCACGUUCUCAGGCUUUAUGGUUUGGCUCCUGUCUCAAAAUACUUUGAUCGAAACCAGGAUGGCGGAACACUGGCUCCCCUAUUAGAUUUUAUGCAGGACAAGGACAUCAUGAGUAUCUGGGACCAUUUGAAAGACGCAGUUCUGGAAGGUGUACUACCCUUUUACAAGGCUCAUGGGAUGAACAUGAGUGAGUUUGUGGGAAAAGAAGCAAGACUCCGUGAAACUUUCGUGGGCUCAAUGAAAGGUUUCAACCAAGUAUUUAUGGAGAAGAUCCUUGAGACGUACAAGGGCUUUGAAGGUCUGAAGUCGCUUGUGGAUGUGGGCGGUGGUGACGGCACCAUCCUUAACAGUAUCAUAUCCAAGUACCCUUCCAUCAAGGGUGUCAACUUUGACUUGGCUUACGUAAUAGAAAAAUCGCCCUCCUAUCCUGGUAUUGAGCACACUACAGGAGACAUGUUUGUAAGCAUUCCAAAUGGGGAUGCCAUUUUCAUGAAGUGGAUAAUUCAUCAUUACAACGAUGAAGAUAGCUUGAAGGUACUAAAAAAUUGUCAUGAAGCACUACCAAAACGUGGGAAAGUGAUACUAGUUGAUAUGGUGGUUCCGGAAGUCUCUGAAACUAGUGCUGCUCAUAAAAGCUUGUUUCAAUUUUAUUUGCUCAUGAUGAAUGCGAACCCGCAAGGUAAGGAGAGGACAAAAAGAGAACUCGAAAAUUUGGCAAAGGCAGCAGGAUUUUCUGGUAUUCAGGUGGCAGGCUUUGCUUAUGGCUAUUCAGUCGUGGAGUUCUACAAGAAUAUGUAGCAUUUUGGUCGUGACAUGAUCAAUGACUGUAUCAGUAGCCCUAUCAUAUAAUCUUUAGCUCAUGACUGAGUGGCUGAGCCUCUACACACUUGCGGUGCGGUAGAGUUUUUCUGGCUCAGUUUUGGUUGUUGCUUCAUGCUUGGAGUGCUCCUUGUUGCUGCGGUUGCUUCUGUACUACACUAGUUAUCGCUUGUGCUGAAUUUUUGCUAUUUCUCGUUGUGUUAUUCUCUUUCUUGUUGAGUACCGUAAGGAUUGGCCUUUCCAAGUUGCUGUAUUGCAAGGCUGUUGCUAUUUUGUUAAUGCUCCUCACUGAGUACUGCUAAGGGUUGGUAACUACUAGUGGCCGCUCUGCACUAUAAUCUGUCACUUUUCCGCUCCAGUAGAUUGCUUUUUGGUGUUCGAGGGUC